Molecule: messenger RNA, 1308 nt
Organism: Manduca sexta (tobacco hornworm)
Lineage: Eukaryota; Metazoa; Arthropoda; Insecta; Lepidoptera; Sphingidae
Product: RNA polymerase II-associated protein 3-like
Molecular function (GO): protein binding
Source: RefSeq, a predicted model, not a curated record
UGUGAUAGCGCUGAAUUUUGUUAAAAACGAGGCAACAAGGGAUUUCGUUUUAUUGAUCAAACGAACAACAAAAUAAGGUAUUUAGCUAGUGUUAAUCAGUAUCAAAUAAUGGACAAAGCCUUGGGAAUACAAAAACAAAUACGUGAUAAUGCAAAAACAGUAAACAAUUACUUGACCGACUUACAAAAUUGGGAAGUGGAGAUGAAGAGAAAAGAAGCAGCACUCAACGGCCAAUUUGAACAGGACCUCCCACCUGUCCGAAGUAGAGCUAAGAAAGAGAAACCAGUACAAGUGACAAAGAAAAAGCAAGAGGAAAGAAUCCACUCCUCAGACUACCAGGCAUGGGAGAAGUUUGAUGUUGAGAAAGCAUGUGAAGAGGUAGACAUGGCAGACGUUGGGCCUACAUCACUGGACAGCAAGAGAAGUGAAUCCGCCAAACUGGAGAAGCUCAGGGAGGAGGCACAGUAUGAGAAGGAAAGGGGCAACACAUUUGUGAAACUAGCGAAAUGGGAUGAGGCAAUAGCAUGUUACAACCGCGCAAUAGAGCUGGUCAAGGAUGACGCUAUAUAUUACGCCAACAGAGGACUCUGCUACCUGAAGAAGGACAGCCUCCACCUAGCGGAAAGCGACUGUACGGAAGCGCUCCGUCUGGACCCGACGUAUGUGAAGGCGUUGCAGCGCCGGGCGGCGGCGCGCGAGCGGCUCGGCUCCCUGCGCGCCGCCGCCACCGACCUCACGCGGGUGCUCGAGCUAGAGCCCAAGAACAACCAGGCCCGGACCCAACUCAGCGCCCUCAAAACCAGGAUGGGUACUAAGGGGUCUAAGUCCAAAUCAUCACCGCCGUCGCCUUUGUCCCCGUCAUCACCUUCGACCCCUGUAAAGGAAACGAAACCGGUCGUGACGAAUAUAGUGGAAGAGAAGCCAGCGAUCAAAGUAGAAAGCGCAGAGGACAAGUGGCGAGACGGAAUCGGAGAGAACAUCACUGUCAUCAAACCAGUAAAGAAACCACCACAUCUUAGGUCUAAGAGACCACUUAAACCAAUAACAAUAAAAGAAAUACAACUAGGCAAAACAAUGAUCGAAAAGCCACCAACGCGGCUGAAGAUUGAAGAGAUACCAGACACCAAUGGCAGCACAGACUCUAACAAGACCGAGCCGGAGAGACUGACCAACGAGCGCGGCGACUUCAGCCCGGAGUCCACCAAAUUGGUGCAAGAUGCUGUCACCAAAGAGAAGGACGUGAAAAGUCUAGCGCCACCUGUCAACAGUGUGCAGUUCAUGACCCAGUGGAAGGAGCUGCAAGGGAAU